UCAGAUGGAGAAAAAGACACAGGUUACGGAAGACCAGAGAGUACGUAAUGGUGUUUGUAGGUAAGGUAAUCUUUAGCCUCAGUCUAACUUUAAGGCCUUUGUUAGUUGGGUUGUUUCCUUAACUUGUUCUACUUCGGUUUCUUUGUGAAAAGUGUUGGCAGUUGUGAGAAAGAAGUUUAAACUUUUCUCACGAAUGUGAUUGGUUAGAAGAAGCGUUCUAUGUGACGUAGUUGCCUUUGGUUCUUCCCCACCUGGUGUUCCUGAGUAUUCUGGUUUGAUAAACAGUUUCAAGUCCGUGGAAGUUCCUGAUAAAAAUUUCACGCUUUAUAUUAUAAAUGGAUGGUUGUGGGGUGUCCGGUAGACAUUCGGGCAAACGUGGUUUUAAUUUGGGAAGGCGACUUUGCAGGCAGUUUGUAAACGGCUCAUGCAGGUUUGGUCAGCGCUGUUCUUAUCUGCAUGAGUAUCCUGAAGUGCCUUCAGUUCAAGUGUGCAGGUACUUCCAGAAAGGAGGUUGCUGGUUUGGAGAAAACUGCAGGUAUCUUCAUAUUUCUGGUCCAGACAAUGGGUCUUCCGGUGCCAGGCGUGGUUCGGCACCUGUAGUUAAUGGUUCUGCAUUGCCAGGUCAUGGUUUAUCUGAUCGACGGGGUUCUGAGCCUUCACUUUUCCCUGUGCUGGAUGCAUACAGCUGGAGACGGCGACGAGGGUCUGAACCCUUGGUCACGAGUUUAAGCUUCCAGCAGACUUCACAACACCCAACUACAGAUAUUGCUGAGGAGGAAGAGCAUGCUGUGUUGGAAGCAGGGUCUAUACUUCACCAACAGGAGGAGGGGUUGCAGCUACAGGAAAGUCAUGACCAGGGUCUGCAUCACUUACCCUGCAGUAGUGCAGACAAAUCCACAGUUAAUGCUGCAUCUAAUGUUCAAGAGAAAACUGACCCUAAAACAAACCAACAGGAGAGUGGUGGGCUGGAGAGUGGUGCAACAGCUUCAGUUGAUCAUGGGCUAUCUGAAGCCUACAAUCAAAGCAAAGAUGUCUUCUGUGGUAUCUGCAUGGACAAGGUUUAUGAAAAAAGCACCAUGCGAGAGAGGCGCUUUGGAAUCCUGCCCAACUGCAGUCAUGCCUUCUGUCUUGGCUGCAUCAUGACCUGGAGAAAGACCAAAGACUUUCAGGAAGAGGUCAUAAAAGCCUGUCCACAGUGUAGAGUGAAGUCCUCCUUUUACAUUCCCAGUAAGUACUGGGUUUGUGAGGGUGAGGCGAAGGAAGCACUGAUUGCUUCGUUUAAAGAAAAGAGCAGUAAAAUAAAGUGCAACUUCUUCAUGCGUCAUGGAUGCUGCCCCUUUGCAUCAGAGUGCAUCUUCAGCCAUGAGCUACCACCUGGACACAGACCUUCUCGUAGAUGUUUUAGACCCAAGAAUGCUUUGGAGUUGCUGGAGGAUAUGGGUAGUGAGGACCAGCGGCUUUUAAGCUACCUCCUUGCCCUGACCCUUUUGGAUGAUGAGGACUUUGAUUUUAUCCAAUUUGAGCUUGUUUGAUACACGGGCAAGGCUUUGAAUACUUCAUGGAUACUGGGCCCUGGACAUCGCCAUCUUGUGUAAUUGUUUUUUUUUUUGGUUUUUUUUUUUUUGUGGUGUGCCAUUAACAGUCUGAAGCAUGGUGUAUAUGGACCUCUUGCCUCCCAAUACACUAACCUGCUUGAGCCAUUGUCUAAUUUUCAGCCUCCAUCUGGCUUUUGAUUAUGAUGUCACUGGCAUUUUGUUUGAUGGAGCACAUUUUGAAAGGGUAGCUCUGCUUUUCUCUUGGUGGCCAGGUUUAAAGUAUUUUGUAACUUUAUGAAAAGGUUAAAUAAUUGUACUUGUUUACUUGUGUAUGGUAUUUGGAAUCUCCUCAAUGAGUGCCUCAUGGUAAUAUUUGUACAUUACUUCAAGAAUAUAUUUUAAUGAUAUGAGUCUUCAGUUUUAUUUUUGUAAGGGAGGGGGCACAACUCCAGUCUUGGAUAGCUGGGUCAGCAUAAUUUAAUAAUUUGCCUGCUCACACAUGUGAUUACCAGUUAAUGUGGAGUAAAUUCAAACUGUACUGGAUUUCAGGAUCAGAGUUGACAGCCUCUGGCUUGAAAUCUGCCACUUGAGCCAUGUCUUACUCCUGUUAAACCAAACACUGACUGCUUUUUUUUUUUUUUUUUGUAUUUGAACCUUGCUUUAGCCUGAGAUUUCACUCAAAUGUAACCUGUUAACUAGCUGCUGGAAACUGUUAUACCCAUCACCCUUGCAAUAUACACCAAGAUGUGGCAUCACAUUUUAUUACUUUUAAGUGUUUGCUCAAUUCAAAAAGAUAUAAUAAAGUGUUUGGUUUGCCUCACUUGCUCUUGUUUGUGCUGUGAAAUGGAACUAUAGUAAUUCCUUGCAAAGUUAAUUACAUGAUUCUUACCUAUUGUCUGAGAAUCCUCAGUUCCUGUUGUGUGGGGUUUUUUUUUUUUGUGUACUAAACUGUUUCAGAGAUAAAAAUGAAGAUGGAAAGAUAAAACAAAGGCAACCUGAGUAAGCACAAAAUGCAGUUUAAAUGAUUGAUGCAAGUCAUCUAAUACCAGCUGGGCCUGUGGGGGAGGAAUGUAUUUGCCCCUGUACCUAAUUAUUCCCCAAAACUAUGAAACUGCACUCAUAAUGGGGCUUAGCUGAACAAGAAGCAACCAGGCCUGAUUGAACAGAGUUUGCAAUAAUCUAAUCAACUCUUAAAUAGAACUUUUUCAACAGCAUUAAGUUGGUCAAAAGGUUCUACCAGUAACACUACCAAAAUUUAACAAUUCCACAAAUGUAGGUGAUGGAAAUGCAUCAGUUUGGGAAGGGUUAUAAAGCUAUUUCAAAGCUUCUGGGACUCCAAAGAACCAGUGAGUUAAU
Ictalurus furcatus (blue catfish) is the source of this 2891-nucleotide messenger RNA. It is a transcript of the gene mkrn4, whose product is annotated as makorin, ring finger protein, 4. Gene Ontology annotation, molecular function: metal ion binding; ubiquitin protein ligase activity. The transcript has 8 exons. Gene Ontology annotation, biological process: protein polyubiquitination. NCBI's taxonomy places the organism in Eukaryota, Metazoa, Chordata, Actinopteri, Siluriformes, Ictaluridae. The record is from RefSeq and is a predicted model, not a curated record. Bases 336 to 1532 code for a protein of 398 amino acids.